Messenger RNA from Fukomys damarensis (Damara mole-rat), 833 nucleotides. It is a transcript of the gene Gamt, whose product is annotated as guanidinoacetate N-methyltransferase. The record is from RefSeq and is a predicted model, not a curated record. The coding region runs from base 19 to 729 and encodes 236 amino acids. NCBI's taxonomy places the organism in Eukaryota, Metazoa, Chordata, Mammalia, Rodentia, Bathyergidae. Gene Ontology annotation, biological process: creatine biosynthetic process. Gene Ontology annotation, cellular component: nucleus; cytoplasm. Gene Ontology annotation, molecular function: guanidinoacetate N-methyltransferase activity. The transcript has 6 exons.
GGUUCGCUGGGCUCCGACAUGAGCCUACCCGCCGCCGACCCGCUCUUCGUGCCGGGCGAGGACUGCGCCCCUGCAUGGCGCGCGGCGCCAGCCGCCUACAAUGUGACCGACACACACCUGGAGAUCCUGGGCAAGCCGGUGAUGGAGCGGUGGGAGACGCCCUACAUGCACUCGCUGGCGGCCGCCGCCUCCUCCAGAGGGGGCCGGGUCCUGGAGGUGGGCUUCGGCAUGGCCAUUGCAGCCUCAAAGGUGCAGGAGGCCCCCAUCACCGAGCAUUGGAUCAUUGAGUGUAAUGAUGGCGUCUUCCAGCGGCUCCAGACCUGGGCCCAGCAGCAGCCACACAAGGUUACACCCUUGAAAGGCCUGUGGGAGGAUGUGGCACCCACACUACCGGAUGGUCACUUUGAUGGGAUCCUGUACGACACGUACCCACUGUCAGAGGAGACCUGGCACACGCACCAGUUCAACUUCAUCAAAAACCAUGCCUUUCGCCUGCUGAAGCCAGGGGGCAUCCUCACCUACUGCAACCUCACCUCCUGGGGCGAGCUCAUGAAGUCCAAGUACUCAGACAUCACCACCAUGUUUGAGGAGACACAGGUGCCAGCGCUGCAGGAGGCAGGCUUCCGGCGGGAGAAUAUUCGCACGGAGGUGAUGGGGCUGGUGCCACCGGCCGACUGCCGCUACUACGCCUUCCCACAGAUGAUCACGCCCCUGGUUACCAAGCAGUGAGUGCCCACCCUCCUCGGUGUGUCUGAGAACCAGCCAUGGGACACGGGUGGCCUCCCUCCAGGGCACAAGGGUAAAAUAAAGGUGGGCACUGGCCUGGCUGGCGC